AUGAACACUCUGCUUCUUGGCACUCUGCAGGCCCCAAGUAAAUACAAAGAGUACAUAGAGUACAUCCAGCAGCUGCAAAAUGAAGGGCUGGUUUACAGGAAAGAAAUAGUUGAUGAUUUAAUAGACAGAUUUCUUGAGGUGGUGGACGAUAACUACCACAUUAAAGAGCUGUACACCAGAAAAAAGGUUUUAGUAAGCGGUGUGCCUGAGAGUGAUGAAAUAAGUGCAAUGAUCGUGGCUAUGCAGAAUGCAGCCAACUCCUCUGAAUCAGUAAUCAGUGCUCAGAACAGUAAUGCAGAUAGCUGGCAUAGAAUAAAUAGCAGUUUAGAUAGCGCUGAGAGCAAUAGCUAUGUGCUAGAAAUGGGAGAUACUUCCCAAUUAGAAGUGGUAGAACAAACAGCAGAUGCUGCUAUGAAUCUCAGCAGAAAUAAGGCAGAGAAAACUUCGCCAUUAUUAGAAGCAGAAGGUAAAUCUUUUAUAGAAAUAAAUGAUGAUGGCAAGGAGCAUAAAAUAGCUCACACACAGGACAACCACAGAAGUAAGAGUGAAGCAGAUGUAAGUUCUAUGCAUGCAGAUGCACUCAAUGGCACACAUACAGGUGAAAGCAAAAAAGAAGAAAUUCCGCUGGAAAGUGGACUGCCAGAGCACAGUUCGUUAAAUAGCAAUAGCAUUGCAAAGUAUUUAGCGGCAGCACGAACAAUAAAAACCCCCCACGACCCAACACACCUUCAACAGGCAGCUAACAAGAAGCAUCUUGCAAACAGCCAGCUCCUGAAGAUAAAGGAAGAGUUCUCUGAGAUAUCUGCGUAUGCUAUUUCAAUUCUUCUCAUAAUGGCGCAAAUAGAAGAUCUGUUAUGUGAAGAGACCAAGCAAUAA
Molecule: messenger RNA, 876 nt
Organism: Nematocida minor
Lineage: Eukaryota; Fungi; Microsporidia
Exons: 1
Coding region: 1-876 (291 amino acids)
Source: RefSeq, a predicted model, not a curated record